Pseudomassariella vexata is the source of this 1223-nucleotide messenger RNA. RefSeq names its product NAD dependent epimerase/dehydratase. Gene Ontology annotation, molecular function: oxidoreductase activity, acting on the CH-OH group of donors, NAD or NADP as acceptor. The record is from RefSeq and is a predicted model, not a curated record. NCBI's taxonomy places the organism in Eukaryota, Fungi, Ascomycota, Sordariomycetes, Amphisphaeriales, Pseudomassariaceae. Bases 75 to 1091 code for a protein of 338 amino acids. The transcript is spliced from 3 exons.
CCCAAACUGAUUAAUCUCCGCCGAAACUCGGCCCUUUCUUCCGUCUUUCAUGGCAAGUGACUUGCUAUGUCAACAUGGUAUCCGAAAUAAAAUACGUUCUCGUUACGGGUGCAGCUGGAUUUAUCGGGGCUCAUGUCGUCGAUACUCUACUGGGGCGGGGAUUCCGUGUCCGCGGCACCACUCGGUCUUUAUCGAAGGGGGAUGCCAUGAUCAAGGCGCGACCACAAUAUUCCUCUCAGCUCGACAUGGUACAGAUUGUAGACUUCGAAAACGUCGGCGUCUUCAAGGCAGUUAUUAGAGAUAUCGAUGCAGUCAUCCAUGUUGCUAGUCCGUUCACAUACGACACUAAAGACAACGAAAAGGAGCUCAUCAUUCCCGCCAUAAACGGCGUGAAAUCCAUCCUCGAAGCCUCAGCUGGUAGUAAAGUCCAACGCAUCGUCAUCACCUCAAGCUUUGCAUCCGUCAUAGAUAUCAAUCGCAGGACACCUCCCUACUUCACCUACACGGCAGACGACUGGAACCCCCUUACCUAUGAAGAAGCCGCCGACCCUUCUUCAUCCGCCGUCAUUGCCUACCGUGGUUCCAAGAAGUUUUCCGAGCUUGAGGCAUGGAACUUCAUCAAGGAAAAGAAACCCCAGUUCGAUAUCGUGACGCUUUGCCCACCCAUGACGUUCGGUCCCGUGGUGCAUCCGGUCAGCAAAGUCGAGGAUCUGAAUGAGUCCAACGCCAUGCUGUGGAAAGUAGCAAGCGGCGCGAAUCCGAUGCCAGUUUCGAGGGUGCCCUUUUGGAUAGAUGUCCGAGAUCUGGCGCAGGCUCAUGUUGAAGCUCUGUUGAGGCCCGAGGUGAGGAAUAAGCGGUUCACGACCACUGCUCCAGAACGGUUCUCUUAUGGGCUUGCUGCGAGGAUCAUGGUGGAUAAGUUUCCUUGGGUGAAGGGGCAGGUGAUGGAGAGCGUUCAACCACUUGAUGGAUCGUAUGGGCUGGAUGGAGAGACGGCUGCUAAAUGUUUGGGUUUCAGUUACAGGAGAUUCAAGGAAACAGUGGAGGAUCUCAUCGAGCAAGUAUAUGAGAUGAGCCAGAGCUCUGUCUAAGCAGGCACAAGUCGGAUCAUCUGCAGUUAUCUAUAUUAUCUCCAGAGGGACAUUGUUUUAGGUUUUUUUAAGAAAUAGGAAGGUAAAAGGCUAGGUUCAUUAGUGGCCAGUCAACUUAAUGGUCAAUGACAG